This is a messenger RNA of Xenopus laevis (African clawed frog), 4358 nucleotides long. RefSeq names its product complement C1q-like protein 3 (gene c1ql3.S). The record is from RefSeq and is a predicted model, not a curated record. The transcript has 2 exons. Lineage: Eukaryota; Metazoa; Chordata; Amphibia; Anura; Pipidae. Bases 831 to 1604 code for a protein of 257 amino acids.
GGUGGUCCUGGGGGAGGGGGGUGUAAGGCAGAGAUGAAGGGAGAUAAUAGGGUAAUGCCAAUAUUUCCCUCUCUCUGCAGUGGCCAGUCUCUGGGAUAUGAUCUGUGUGUGUGUGUAUUGAAGCAGCUCUGAUUUAUCUCUCACUUCUGAUCUUCAGGUGUUUGUGUGUAACUGUAAGGAAGACCCCAGUGAAUUGCUGCUGCUGCCAUUGAUGUUAAUUCAGCUGGAGCUGCUGCUGAGGGAUCCUGUCCCAGCUCCACGUCUAAGUCGCGGCUACAGCAGCAGCAGCCAAUGAGCGCGGCUCAUGAGCGGGAGGAGGAAAGCGCAGGCUGAGUGGGAAAGUUGACUGGAGAGUCGGCAGAAAAGUGCAUCACAAUUAAAGUAGAGAGGGAAGGAGUGGUUGCGGCUGCACGUGGGUUUCAGUUGGGGUUUGAGGUGGAUGAGGAUUCCCUGUGGUGCUUCUCUCUGGUCACUGUUGGAUGAGCGAGGGCAGCGGCAGUUAUCAGGGCAGGACCCCCAGGGAAGAGACACGUUCCCCUCCUGAGAACUAAAAGGCGCAGUCUGAGUGAAGACGCAGCAAAGUUGCCGGAGCGCUGCCUCCCUCCCCACCGGAGCUGUUCAGCACCACGGACAGCGCUCCCUCCCCGCGCAGAGCGGCGCUCGCUUCAGCACCACGGACAGCUGCUCCGGCUCUGAGGUUUCAGUUUCUCGCUGGUGCCCCGAAAGGCUUCAAGAUUCCGUCUAAAAGCGGACAGGAGGAGCGGCCCCCCGCGCUGAGCCGGCUGGUGGCCAGGAAGAGGCUGGUGGCGGCGGGGGCGCUGGGGGUGAUUAUGGUGCUGGUCUUGGUCAUUCUCAUUCCGGUUCUGGUGAACUCAGCCGGGACUUCGGCGCAUUACGAGAUGUUGGGCACCUGUCACAUGGUCUGUGAUCCGUACGGCACCAAAUCCCCCAGCACUGCCCCUGCGGAAACGGUGCGGGAGCAAAGUCUUCUUCAGUCUCUUCCCACCUUCAUCCAGGGACCCAAGGGGGAACCGGGACGGCCGGGAAAGGUUGGACCGAGGGGACCACCGGGAGAACCAGGACCUCCCGGGCCAAUGGGACCACCGGGGGAAAGGGGGGAGUCGGGCAGACCGGGUCUUCCAGGUCCCGCAGGGGCUCCAGGGUUGAACGCCGCCGGGGCUAUUAGCGCCGCCACUUACAGCACCGUGCCCAAGAUCGCCUUCUACGCCGGACUUAAGCGCCAGCACGAGGGGUACGAGCUGCUCAAGUUUGACGAUGUGGUCACCAACCUGGGAAACCACUACGACCCGACCACCGGCAAGUUCACCUGCUCCAUCCCCGGCAUUUACUUCUUCACUUACCACGUCCUGAUGCGCGGGGGGGAUGGGACCAGCAUGUGGGCAGAUCUGUGCAAGAACAACCAGGUGCGUGCAAGUGCCAUUGCCCAGGAUGCAGACCAAAACUAUGACUAUGCCAGCAACAGUGCGGUUCUUCAUCUGGAGCCUGGCGAUGAGGUUUAUAUUAAACUGGAUGGAGGGAAAGCUCAUGGGGGGAACAACAACAAAUAUAGCACAUUUUCUGGAUUUAUCAUCUACGCCGACUGAGGACAUUUCUCCAAAGAGCAAAUGACUUUCCCCGUGGAGAUUGUCGUCAUGGAUUUCUUGGUUUUUACUCAAUCCAUAAAAAUACUGAUUAGGGGACAACAAUGCCAAUGAAGAUGCUACAAACUUUAAGAUAUUAACUAAAUUAAAUACAUAUAAGUGUUGUACGAGUUCCACAGGUUGUGUCAUGCCCUGUCACCAAAGCAAGCAUUCUCUGUUUGUGCCUGGGUGAAUUGAAACAAGUACUAUAAAAUACAGAUUUUCUAAACAAACGUUCGCACAAGAGAAAACAUUCCCUACAUACAGUAUACUCAAUCGAUAUCCUAUAAUCUCGCUGCUUUAUCCAUGUGUGGAUUGUGUGAGUUGCCUGCCUAUGACACUGCUUGGAGUUUACUAGUAACGGGGCGAAGACUGAGAAAGGGGAUGGACCGUAAGCUGUGAUUGGUGCAACCAGACAGCGCUAUUUAUACUUGGCCAGUCCUUGUGACUGUCAUGCAGCCUAAAUAUCUGAAAGAAAACAAAUGAAAGAUAACCGGAAAAAUGACGUAUUACCUUGAUGGUGUAUUGUAAUUAAACUGUAAAAUAGGAAGAUUAAGACAAGAAAAGUAAUUUAACGUUUCUAUUGAAUGCUGAAAAGCAAUGUGCAUUUAUUUUAUAUUUGCCUUAGGUUGGAUUUCUUUUUUUGUACCCAAGAUCAUUAGCAGUGAUGGGCGAAUAAAUUUGGCAGGCGCGAAAUUUCCACAUUUUGCUGCCGGCGAAUAAAUUCAUGAAACUGUCGUGAAAAUUCGGCAGCGUCUAAUAAUUUGGACGCGCGUUGGAAAAGUAGCCUGCGUCAAAACAGUUGCGCAUCAAAAUUAUUCAGACGCCAAUUGAAUUUAAUGCGGGCGUCAAAAUUGACACGGGAGUCAAAAUUUAAGCAGGCGUUACAAUUCGAAUUUUGUGAUUUUUUUCGCCAUUUUGCGGGAAAUUCACAAAUUUUUCAGUGAAGCGAAACGGGACAAAUUCGCCCAUUACUGAUCAUUAGUGUAUUGUAUAUGGAUAACAGAGAAUAGCACAGAGCAUUAAUUCAAUUCAACUGUCUUUUCCUAUCUGGAAAAGAGCAAUACAGGCCAUUAUGUAGCCACACACUUCAAUACGGUAUCGAUAUAGCGGAGGUAAAUGACACUUUCAGUGCGGUUAUUGUGAUGUUUGCUUGCCUCCUAAAAGAGAUAACGGAAGGCAUUUCUGAUUUGUGUAGGAGCUAGUGAAACGCUGGCCUACAUUUAGCACUUUUUAUGCAAAUAGAACUUAAACAGUAAUAAACCCCCUGCGCCCUUUGAUAAAUCUAAGGCACGGUGGGGAGCACUGGAGAGACGGAAGUAUCUUACGAGUCAUUUUUAAUUCCUGUGGCUUUCUUCUAUUCCCGAAAUAGCACAGUCUUAGCCCGUUCUCCCAUCUUCCCACAAUGUGUUUUUUUUUUUAAAGAUGUGCAGGAGAAGAUCUGAAUGUCUAAAAAAAGAUAAUGCUGAAGUUUUAUUAAUGAUUUUUAAUAGGUACCGGCCUUUAUGAUAACUCUGGCAAUGAAUCGCUACCAAAGAUAGUUCUAGAGAAACCUUGGAUUUCUGUCAGUCCUAAAAAAAAAAGUAAUUAGAGCAGAGCUGCUGAAAACAGUUCCCAGCUUCAUAAUAUAGCAGCCAGCUGCUGGAGCAUGAUCAGACUGAAUGAUGGGAAUUGUAGUUUAUGAUAAGGCCUAAUCAUCAAUAGUGUGUGUCACUAUGUUAGUCUUAAUUUAAUUUAAUUCCAUUAGCUCCAGGUCUAGUAACCUAUACCAAUUUAAUUUGGAUGGUAGUAAUGCUGUCUGCAUAUUAUUUGAUAGGGGUCACUACAAACUGGAACAAGCCUUGCAGCAGUUAUGUAACCCCAGUACCGUAUGGCCUGUGCUGUAGGAACAUAGGCAACGGUUGCUCUAGUUUGGUAACCCACAAAAACAGUAAAUUUGAAAAAGUCCAUUGAGGUUCUGUACAAAGUGGUAAACAGAAGUCCCAUCGGUUUAUUCAGUUAUUAGUAAUUCUAAUAAUCACAAUGACUCUCACUCGCCAUUUCCAUAUAGAGCCAGCUCAUUUGGGCAAGGCAAUAUUUAGGCAUGUCAAAAACAAACUGCUGAAUAUAUAGGGGAUAAAAAGAGAAACAUAGAGUACCAUGCAGAUUUUGGAAAACUUAAUUUGUUGGAUGCCAUUAUUUAUAUGAGUUAUAGUCAUCUGCUGUUGCUGAUCUAUAACUAGCAUGAGAAGUUGCACUUCAACAACAGACAGGGUUUGGGCAGCACUAAUAUAGAGUAUUGGUGUUGCCAUCUUGCCCUAUUAUAGCUGCUCUCUCCGUACUGAACAACCUUUAACUACUGCACAGAAGGGCUCAGAACAGUUGCUCCAAUUUGCAGUACCGAACAGAAAGCUCUGCUGUCAGUAUUACAUUAGUCUUGUCUACAAAGCAUUAACUUAAUGGCCCAUAGACUAUGUGCACUAGGUAUUAGGAAUGGCUGUGACAGUUUUACAGGAUAGAAUGCCAUACAAGUACUGAUUACAGAUUUCAUAAAUCCUAUAGUUGGUGCAUAUACAUGUAGCAGUGCUAAUAUGACACCACACAUAACAAGAUGUGACCCAUUCUGGCACAGAUGAAACCCCUGCAUUGCUUAAGGUUUAUAAUGAGCUCAGUGUCGGACUGGCCCACUGGUAUACCAGGAAAACUCCCGGUGGGCCCAGGUGUCAGGGGGCCCUUGUG